CUUUUACGUCAUUCUGAUUAACAAUUGCCAAAACGCAGAGCGAUGAUCUUUGUUCUCUGCCUUUGAGACUACUUUUUCUUCUUCUGACUACUUCUGACCGAGCGACUUGAAAUGGCGCAGCAGUUUGUGCAGACUAAAAUUAAAGGAGACAAAGUGGUGCUGUUUAUUAAGCCCACGUGCUCGUACUGCAUUAUGGCAAAAGAUGUUUUGUCAAAAUACAAAUUCAAGCCGGGACAUUUGGAGUGUAUUGAUAUAAGUGGACGCAGCGACAUGGACAACAUGCAAGAGUAUUUCCUGGAACUCACCGGAGCCCGCACGGUCCCACGGGUGUUCAUCGGUGAGGAGUGUGUUGGAGGCGGCAGCGAUGUAGCGGCGCUGCAUAAGAGUGGUCAACUGGAGAGCAUGCUACAGUCUAUUGGAGCUCUGCAGUGACCCGCUCCAGACCUCCAGGUUUUAGGCAUCCAGGCAGGGUCACAUGACUAUGCAGCGGGACUUGCGUAGCUUGCGUCGCCGGUGCUGGUACUCGCUGAGCUCCUGCAGGUAUCCUCUGGAUGGCCAGCGUAGCCUCUCUACCUGCUCACGCUCCUCCUCUGGAACACAAAAAAACACAUAAACUCAUAUCUAAUGCAAACACAACUGAACCCUUAUCGCAACAGUUAAUGUUCUUGGCAUAUACUCCCUACACCCACUACACAAACACAUACAGUAAUAACUCCAUGGAUUGUUGCCAUGAACACAGCCAACAAGGCUGAAAUAUCUCAUACAAUUUAGUUUACACCAACAAACAGAAGACUCAGCGGUGAUCAGUCAUGUGCUGUCUCUUUAUUCUGGCCUUUGACUUGGCUUGUGCCCUUAAAUACCCGUCCAAUGACCUUAAACGAUUCUUAAACAAUAUGUGUAUGACUAAUGAUGACAAUAAAAUGUGCUACUGCUACUAACUGGA
Perca flavescens (yellow perch) is the source of this 943-nucleotide messenger RNA. It is a transcript of the gene glrx, whose product is annotated as glutaredoxin (thioltransferase). Gene Ontology annotation, cellular component: mitochondrion. The coding region runs from base 112 to 432 and encodes 106 amino acids. Lineage: Eukaryota; Metazoa; Chordata; Actinopteri; Perciformes; Percidae. The transcript is spliced from 3 exons. The record is from RefSeq and is a predicted model, not a curated record. Gene Ontology annotation, molecular function: glutathione disulfide oxidoreductase activity.